UUGCUCUUAGAUGCUGAGAAAAAGUAAUGAGCAGCGAUUUAAAUACAUGUAUGUUACCAAUUUGAGCUCAUAAAACGCCAGGUAAGUAACAAACCUAGGGCAUAGAUUGUGAGCGAACGUUUUUUCCAUUUAAUAUUCUUUCACGCCUUUAUACCCAUCAAUAUACACCACGGUAUCAAUGAAAGGUGUCGCUAGCGAAUGGCUAGCCUGAGCCCUCAUCCAAACAUGGGAAAAUAGAUCCAUCCUGUUACCUUCUCAAAAGCGACAUUUUUCCAGGAUGAAAGUCGUCAACUUGAAGCAAGCCAUUCUGCAGGCUUGGAAGGAGCGAUGGAGCGACUACCAGUGGGCUGUUAAUAUCAAGAAGAACUUUCCAAAGGGAGCAACAUGGGAGUAUCUUAAUCUCGCAGAGGCGCUAAUGGAACAGGCGAUGAUAGGUCCCUCUCCCAACCCACUUAUUUUGUCUUAUCUCAAAUAUGCUAUAAGUUCCCAGAUGGUGUCUUAUUCAAGCGUACUCAUAGCCAUUAGCAAGUUUGAUGAUUUUUCGCGGGAUCUGUGUGUGAAAUCACUCCUGGAGAUAAUGGACAUGUUCUGUCAUCGUCUCAUCUGUCACGGGAAAGCAGAGGAAUGCAUUGGGCUGUGUCGCGCUCUGCUCGGAGUGGUGGUGUGGCUGCUGCAGGGCUGUGCGUGGUACUGUGAAAGGUUGAGGGAACUGAGCCCGACAAGCAGCACAGAGGCCUGUUUGGCAGAAUGCAGAGAGAGGCUGCACAAACUCAUUAGCAGUACCAAGAACAGAGCCCUGGUGCAUAUCGCCCGGCUGGAAGAUCAAGGCUCGUGGAGCAAUGUGGAGCAAGCUUUGCUUAAAGUGAGUGAAAGCCUUGGAUAUGUAUCUAACCCAACACUGAGGACUAAAUUGGAGGAAAGUUUGUCACUGGUUAAAGGCAUCCCACUGAUGCUGUCUGUGCAGUGUGAUGUGCCAUCUUGCACCUCCUUUCCAUCAAUUCAUGCCUUCAUUAUGCUGGAAGGGACCAUGAAUUUGACAGGGGAGACGCAGCCGAUGGUCGAGCAGCUGAUGAUGAUCAAGAGAAUGCAGAGAAUUCCAACGUCUUUUUUUGUGCUGGAGAUAUGGAAAGCUUGUUUCACCGGGCUCAUCGAGUCACCAGAGGGCACCGAAGAGCUCAAAUGGACUGCAUUCACCUUCCUAAAGAUUCCACAGGUUUUGCUGCGACUGAAGAAAUAUCCUCAGAGUGACAAAGGACAGGACUUUACAGAGGAUGUGAAUGUUGCCUUUCAGUACCUACUCAAACUAACGCCUCUGCUGGACAAAGCUGAUCAAAGAUGCAACUGUGACUGCCUGGGUAUGCUGUUACAAGAGUGUAACAAGCUUGGCCUGCUGUCUGAAUCAAACACCGAGAUCCUCACAUCAAAACGGAAGUUUGCCCCAAAACUAAAAACCGCAGAAAAUGCCAAUAUCCAACCUAACCCAGGCCUCAUCCUCCGAGCUGAACCAACUGUGACCAAUAUUCUUAAGACAGUAGACGCCGAUCACUCCAAGUCUCCUGAGGGCCUUCUGGGUGUUCUUGGGCACAUGUUGUCUGGGAAGAGCUUGGAUCUGCUCCUGGCGGCCGCAGCUGCCACAGGGAAACUCAAGUCAUUUGCCCGCAAGUUUAUCAAGCUUAAUGAGUUUCCCAAGCAUAUCAGUGGUGAAGGAUCUAAGUCUGCAUCUGUCCGGGCACUGCUCUUUGACAUCUCCUUCCUGAUGCUUUGCCAUGUGGUGCAAACAUACGGCUCUGAGGUGGUCCUGUCUGAUCCCAGUCCCUCAGGGGAGACACCCUUUUUUGAAACAUGGCUGCAAACGUGUAUGCCUGAAGAGGGAAAGAUUCUGAACCCAGACCACCCUUGCUUCAGGCCUGAGCCUGGCAAAGUAGAGAGUCUGGUGACCCUGCUGAACAAUUCCUCAGAGAUGAAGCUAGUUCAAGUGAAAUGGCAUGAAAUCUGCCUCAGCACCCCUGCGGCCAUCCUAGAAGUUUUGAAUGCCUGGGAGAACGGCGUUCUGUCUGUGGAGGCAGUGCAGAAGAUCACUGACAACAUCAAGGGCAAAGUGUGCAGUAUGGCCAUAUGUGCGGUGGCGUGGCUGGUCGCCCACGUCAGGAUGUUGGGGCGGGAUGAGAGGGAGAAGCCUCAGACCAUGAUUCGACAGCUUGUCACACCACUCUAUGGCGAGAACACGCUGCAGUUUUACAGCGAACGUGUAAUAAUAAUGAGCUCCAUCAUGGAGCACAUGUGUGCCGACGUCUUCCAGCAAACGGGUGCAGCUCUGCGUUCCCCGGUGGAGGGCCAGGAGCCCAUUCCCUACCGGAACCUGCUUCCAGCCAAGGAGCCAAUUCAGGCCGCACUCACCAAACAGUUCCAGAUGGUGCUGCGUAAAGGCUGGGUCGACAGCCGAGCACUGCAUCUCUUUCAGAGUCUCCUCAACAUGGGAGGGGUCUUCUGGUUCACUAAUAAUUUAGUCAAGGAGCUUCUCAAGGAGACCCGGCAGGAGUGGGCCAACCGGGUGGUGGAGUUGCUUUACAGUAUCUUCUGUCUGGAUAGUCAGCAAAUCACCCUCACUUUGCUGGGCACGAUAGUGCCUAACCUGCUCACUGACUCCGCCCACUGGCACAGUCUGGUAGACCCACUUGGCAAAGCGUUGGCUAAAUUGUCCGUGUGGUGCGCUCUCAGCUCCUAUUCGUCCCACCACAAAGGCUCUGUUUCGGCUCAUCAACGAAGAAGACAGCGAGAAGAUAUUGAGGACUAUAACAGCCUCUUUCCUUUGGAUGACACUCAACCUUCCAAGCUCAUGCGUCUGCUCAGCUCCAAUGAGGAUGAGCCUGUUACACUUUCCAGUCCAGGAGACCGAUCGAUGAGCAGCUCCCUGUCCGCCUCACAGCUCCACACUGUGAACAUGAGAGACCCACUCAACAGGGUUCUAGCCAACCUUUUCCUGCUCAUUUCCUCCAUCCUGGGCUCCAAGAUGGCGGGGCCUCACACCCAGUUCGUGCACAGCUUCAUGGAGGAGUGUGUGGAAUGCUUGGAGCAGGGAAGUCGUGGAAGCAUUCUGCAGUUCAUGCCCUUUACAAUGGUUCCUGAACUGGUGAAGCUGCCCGCUCUGGCCAAACCUAAAGUGGUCCUGGCCGUCACUGACCUAAGUCUGCCGCUGGGGAGAAGAGUGGCGGCCAAAGCCAUCGCUGCCUUGUAACACCUUAUAUGUCUGAAUAGUGGGGCAUUUUAUAUUUUACACUUUGUGAACUACUUUUGAUAUCAUGAUAAUAAUUAAAGAAAAGUGUUUGCUCAUACAUGUUCA
This is a messenger RNA of Dunckerocampus dactyliophorus (ringed pipefish), 3340 nucleotides long. It is a transcript of the gene med24, whose product is annotated as mediator complex subunit 24. Gene Ontology annotation, molecular function: transcription coregulator activity. Bases 278 to 3235 code for a protein of 985 amino acids. Gene Ontology annotation, cellular component: mediator complex. The transcript is spliced from 25 exons. Lineage: Eukaryota; Metazoa; Chordata; Actinopteri; Syngnathiformes; Syngnathidae. The record is from RefSeq and is a predicted model, not a curated record.